This is a messenger RNA of Pisolithus orientalis, 2067 nucleotides long. Its product is annotated as Transketolase, thiamine diphosphate binding domain-containing protein. Gene Ontology annotation, biological process: pentose-phosphate shunt. The record is from RefSeq and is a predicted model, not a curated record. Gene Ontology annotation, cellular component: cytosol. Gene Ontology annotation, molecular function: transketolase activity. NCBI's taxonomy places the organism in Eukaryota, Fungi, Basidiomycota, Agaricomycetes, Boletales, Pisolithaceae. The coding region runs from base 1 to 2067 and encodes 688 amino acids. The transcript has 15 exons.
AUGGUUUCCAAGUUCACCCCAGAGCCCACAGAUGCGACUUGCGUCGCAACAAUUCGUACCCUUGCUGCCGAUGUGGUAGGCAAGGCGAACUCUGGUCAUCCUGGCGCUCCCAUGGGCAUGGCUCCUGCGGCCCACGUACUCUUCACGAGGCAAGCGGUCAAGUUCUUCAAUGCCAAUCCUGCAAGCUCCAAGUGGUUUAACCGUGAUCGUUUUGUCUUGUCCAAUGGUUGCGCAUUGCAAUACAUUCUUCUCCAUCUUCUCGGAUACAAAUUAUCCAUGGAUGAUCUCAAAGCCUUCCGCCAGAUUGACUCGCUCACUCCUGGUCAUCCAGAAGCGAAUCAUACGGAUGGCAUCGAGGUCACUACUGGCCCCCUUGGCCAGGGAUUUGCCAAUGGCGUCGGCCUUGCCAUCGCUCAGACCCAUCUAGGCGCCGUUUAUAACCGUGAAAAUUUCGACCUCAUCAACAACUACACCUACGUCUUUACCGGUGAUGGUUGUCUCAUGGAAGGUGUUUCCAGCGAAGCAGCGUCACUCGCCGGUCACCUGAAACUGGGAAACCUGAUUGUCAUAUAUGACGACAAUCACAUCUCUAUUGACGGUGACACUGCGGUCGCUUUUACUGAAAAUGUCGAACAGAGGUUCCUUGCAUAUGGCUGGCAGGUUCUACAUGUCGAUGACGGUGACAAUGACCUUGCUGCCAUCUACGAUGCCAUCGCCGCCGCUCGAGAGGAAAAAGGGAAGCCAACCAUCAUCUGCUUGCGGACCACCAUCGGUUACGGAUCGAAGCAGCAGGGUACACAUGGUGUCCACGGCUCUCCGUUGAAGGCUGAUGACAUCCAAGCUCUGAAAAGCAAAUGUGGUUUCCCUUCAGAUCAAUCUUUCUACGUGCCGUCGGAAACUUAUGCCACUUAUCGAGCGGCAGCCCGUCGGGGUGCUCAGCUUGAAGUGGCUUGGGAGUCGCUUUUCGCGAAAUAUGCGAAUGUCUAUCCAAAGGAACACGCCGAGCUUGCCCGGCGCAUCGCAGGGAAACUUCCUGAUGGAUGGGAGCAGCGACUUCCGACCUACAAGCCGACAGACCCCGCUCAAGCCUCCCGUAAAUUGUCUGAGAUCACCCUGUCGGCGCUCUAUCCAGCUCUGCCCGAGCUGUUGGGGGGUUCUGCGGACUUGACUGGAAGUAACCUCACCAGAGUCAAAGGAAGCGUUGACUUCCAGCCUCCUGACACUGGUCUUGGAGACUACGCGGGACGCUACAUUCGUUAUGGAGUUCGGGAACACGGUAUGGGUGCCAUCGCAAACGGCUUGUCAGCGUACGGCGCUAUCAUACCUUACGUGGGUACCUUCUUGAACUUCGUAUCCUAUGCCGCCGGUGCUGUCCGACUGUCGGCUCUGAGCAAGCAUCAGCUUAUCUGGGUCGCUACGCACGAUUCAAUUGGUCUCGGCGAGGAUGGGCCCACCCACCAACCUAUUGAAACUGCUGCACAUCUCCGUGCAAUUCCCAACCUUGAUUUCUGGCGACCAGCUGACGGUAACGAAACUUCGGCGGCUUAUCUCGUUGCAAUCAAGAGCAAAGCGACCCCGUCUGUCAUCUCUCUCUCGCGUCAGAACCUUCCGAACCUUGAAGAUUCCACCAUCGAACGCGCUGCCCGCGGUGGCUAUGUCCUUUACGAUGUGGAAGGUGAAGACUUGACCAUCGUCAGCAGCGGUAGCGAAGUUGCCAUAGCUCUCGAGGCUGCGAGCAAACUCAAGGCAGAGGGAGUCAAAGUUAGAAUUGUGAGCCUACCGUGUUGGUCCGUAUUCGACAAGCAGGACAAGGAGUACAAAAUGAGCGUCCUGAGGAGCGGAGCUCCGAUUUUGUCUUUGGAGGCGUUGUCGACUCUUGGGUGGCAAAAGUACAGUCACGAGCAAUACGGCCUCGAAGGGUGGGGAGCAUCGGGACCAUAUCAGAAGGUGUACGAAAAAUUCGGUAUAACCGGCACGAAUAUCGCGGCAGUCAGUAAAAGGGUCAUCGCCUUUUACAAACAGAAAGGUGGCGAGGUCAUUUCUCCGCUAGUCAAGGCCCUUGAAUGA